Quercus lobata is the source of this 3746-nucleotide messenger RNA. RefSeq names its product Leucine-rich repeat protein kinase family protein. Gene Ontology annotation, biological process: protein phosphorylation. Gene Ontology annotation, molecular function: protein binding; protein kinase activity; ATP binding. Bases 827 to 3472 code for a protein of 881 amino acids. The transcript is spliced from 2 exons. Lineage: Eukaryota; Viridiplantae; Streptophyta; Magnoliopsida; Fagales; Fagaceae. The record is from RefSeq and is a predicted model, not a curated record.
UGGUAGAGUAGUAAAUAGUUGAUAGUGAUGGUGGUCUUGUGGGUGGUGGUUGAUUAUGGCAGUGGUGGCGAGGUUGGUGGGAGAGAGUAAAUGCUGGGUUUGAGUAAACAAAAGGGCCUACACGGUGCUUAUAUGAGUUACUAGAAAGAGAAAGAGCAAGACAGGUUGGAUUUCAUAUUUGAUGCAUAUGAAUCAUUGUUAAAAAGAAAGUUUUUGAAACAAAAGAGAGAGAGAGAGAGAGAGAUAGUGUAUGUGUGUAAGAGAUUCACAUGCACGUGGUUCAGCUUCUGUUGAUGGCAACUGCUAAUACAUGGUUUUUUUUUUUUGAAGCAGUUAAGUAUUAAAUUUGGCUCACUCACUCUCACCUGCUUUCUUUCCAGCCAAGACAGUCACUAUUUCACCAUUUUCAUUGCAAUCACUCCCAUGCCUACCUGCCUGCCCUCCAUUCAUUCUCUCUCUUUCUCUUUGCAAGCCUAGAUUUUUGGUACUUUUAUUUGAUUUGAUGCAAACCCAGAACACAAAAAGUCCCAGAUCUCUGUUGUUCAGGCUAGACUGAGAGAACCCCGAAGCAAAAGAAGAAGAUAUUUCAAUAGGUACUUGCAUUUCCAUUUUCUGUUUGAAUUAAUGCGUUUAGAUUGUCAGAGUACUUUCCUUUUCAAUUCCAGUGAGAAAAAAAAAUGUAUUUUUUUGUUGUAUUUUUUUCAUUCUGGAAAAGAAGUGUUACAUUCAAAGCACAGUAGCUAGAAAGCUCGGAUCUUCUGUCAAUUGGAUCCAACUACCAUAAUGCCAAACGGAUAGACACUCUGACCAGCACAGUGUUGCGAGCAUGAGAAGACUUUAUCAAUUUCGUCUUUCUCAUGCUCUUUUAUGCUUUCUUUCCUGCUUUAUUGGGAUUGCUACAGUGUCACCAGCAACUGAGAAGGAGAUUUUGCUUCAAUUCAAGGGAAAUAUCACCAGUGAUCCGAAGAGUAGCUUAAAUUCAUGGGUUUUGAGUGCUGACCCUUGCCAAGAUUACAGUGGUGUGUUCUGUAACUCGGCUGGAUUUGUAGAAAGGAUUCUUUUGUGGAACACUAGUCUUGGUGGGGUGUUGUCACCGGCCUUGUCAGGUUUGAAAUAUUUGAGGAUUUUGACAUUGUUUGGGAAUCGGUUUUCAGGCAAUAUCCCACAAGAUUAUGCUAACAUUAAGACAUUGUGGAAGAUCAAUGUGAGUUCUAAUGCAUUAUCCGGGUCAAUCCCAGAGUUUAUUGGUGAUUUACCGAGCAUUCGGUUUCUAGAUUUGUCAAAGAAUGGUUUUUCCGGGGAGAUACCAUCAGCUUUAUUCAAGUAUUGUUAUAAAACCAAGUAUGUUUCUCUCUCUAGUAACAAGCUUUCGGGCUCGAUUCCUGUCUCAAUUUUGAAUUGCAGGAACCUUGCAGGGUUUGAUUUCUCUUUUAAUAAUCUUAGUGGUGGCAUUCCUUCGGGGGUUUGUGGUAUUCCUAUGUUAGAGUAUCUGAUUUUAAGAAGCAAUGUGCUAUCAGGAAGUGUUCAAGAGGAGAUUUCAGCAUGCCAGAGCUUGAUAGUUUUGGACCUUGCUAGCAAUUUGUUUACAGGGCUGGCACCAUUUGGGGUUCUUGGAUCCAAAAAUAUUUCUUUGUUCAAUGUAUCCUAUAAUGGGUUUCAUGGGGAGAUUCCUGAGAUAGCCUGUAGUGAGAGCAUGGAGUUUUUUGAUGCUUCAGGCAAUAAUUUGGAUGGGGAAAUUCCACUUAGCAUUACAAAUUGUAGAAGUCUCAAGGUUUUGGACUUGGGGUUUAACAAGCUGAAUGGGAGUAUCCCAGUAGGGAUUGGAAAUAUGGAGAAUCUAAAUGUGGUUCGAUUGGGUAAUAAUUCAAUAGGUGGGACAAUUCCAAAGGAGUUGGGAAGCAUAGAGCUGCUUCUCAUUCUGGAUUUGCACAAUCUCCACCUUGUUGGCCAUAUUCCUGAUGAUAUAAGCAACUGCAGGUUUCUUCGUGAGCUGGAUGUUUCUGGUAAUGCUUUAGAGGGAGAAAUUCCUGAUACCCUUUACAACAUAACUUCCUUAGAAGUUCUUGACUUGCAUCAAAACCGCCUCAAUGGCAGCAUUCCUCCGAGCCUAGGGAACAAUUUAAAAAUCCAAUUUCUGGAUUUGUCAAAUAAUUCACUUUCUGGGUCCAUCCCCCCUUCUCUUGGAAAUCUGACGAAUUUAACACAUUUAAACGUCUCCUACAACAAGCUCUCUGGCACCAUUCCUCCAUCCAUACAGCAUUUUGGUCCAUAUGCAUUUUUUAACAAUCCCCUACUCUGUGGCGCCCCUUUGGACACACCUUGCUCAGCAAAGGGCAACGGUACAAGUUCUACACGAAGGAAAACCAAGGAGCUGAGUAAUUCUGUCAUUGUCGCAAUUGUUGCUGCUGCAGUGAUCUUUGCUGGUGUUUGUGUGGUAUACAUCAUGAACAUCAGGGCUAGCAGAAGGAAAAAAGUUGAUGAAGCAAUGGUUGUUGAGAGCACACCACUAGGUUCCACGGAAUCAAAUGUUAUAAUUGGGAAGCUGGUUCUCUUCAGCAAAAGUUUGCCAUCCAAGUAUGAAGAUUGGGAAGCUGGCACCAAAGCUUUGCUUGACAAGGAGUGUCUGAUUGGUGGUGGGUCCAUUGGUUCAGUCUACAGGACUAACUUUGAAGGUGGGAUCUCAAUUGCAGUGAAGAAGCUUGAGACUCUGGGAAGGAUCAGAAGCCAAGAUGAAUUUGAGCAAGAAAUUGGACGCCUAGGCAACCUUCAACACCCGAAUCUGGUUGCUUUUCAGGGUUACUACUGGUCCUCAACAAUGCAGUUGGUUCUAUCUGAAUUUGUCACAAAUGGGAAUCUGUAUGAAAAUCUACAUGGACUUAAUUAUGAAGGCACCAGCUCUGGUGGCAGCAAUAAUGCGUUGUUUUGGUCUAGGAGGUUUUACAUUGCUCUUGGAACAGCGAGGGCCCUAGCUUACCUUCAUCAUGACUGUCGGCCUCCAAUUCUUCAUCUCAACAUCAAAUCAACAAACAUACUCUUAGAUGAGAAGUAUGAGGCUAAGCUGUCAGAUUAUGGGUUGGGGAAACUGCUUCCCAUUUUGGAUAAUUAUGGUUUAACUAAAUUCCACACUGCAGUUGGGUAUGUUGCGCCAGAGUUAGCUCAAAGUUUGAGACUGAGUGAGAAAUGUGAUGUUUAUAGCUUUGGAGUUAUCCUUUUAGAGUUGGUUACAGGGAGGAAACCAGUAGAGAGUCCAAGAGCAAAUGAGGUGGUUGUCUUGUGUGAAUAUGUUCGGGAGUUGUUGGAAAGUGGCUCUGCUUCAGAUUGCUUUGAUAGAAGUUUGCGAGGUUUUGCAGAGAAUGAGCUUAUUCAGGUUAUGAAGUUGGGGCUCAUUUGUACAUCUGAGGUUCCUUCAAGGAGGCCAAGCAUGGCAGAGGUUGUUCAGGUUCUUGAGUCUAUCAGAAAUGGAUUGGGGUAAUAUGAUUAUGUGUACAUUACAGGAUAUAUUGGACAGCCUCCAAGUUAGAGUAGCAGUAUAUUUUUGGAGCAGAGAUCAAAGCAAGUAGUCUAGCUGCAAAGGGGACAUUGUUUAGUUGUGCAGAGGGGACAAAAGAGUUGCUUAUUUGACAUAUAUAAGAAAUAGAAAUUGAUUCUUUUGUAUUUGUUCUCCAGUUACCAUCAUCAAUUGUUCAUGACUUACAAUUUUUUGCAAUAAAAUCAUUCGUUUAUUGUAUCUCAUUUGCAGAUCAAUA